UCAAUGCAUGCUAAGUUCGAAAUUCAAUUACAAUGCGAUUAGCUUGAGCCCGUUGCACAGUCCUAAGAAAGUAGUAACAAUUAAUUAACGUUUAAACUGGCUGGGUUAUGCCGGGACCGUCUUACAUCGGGCCUGCUUGCACACUCGACUGGCUGGCCAGUUCGCGUUUGACUUUCGAACGUGAUUGCCCGACGCGCGCUAAAAAUAAAAAAAAAACGAACAUUUGGCGGCAAAAACAAAACAACGCGAAGUCUUGCAAGCUGAGAAAAAACAUUCUCUGCUUUGAAUUUAUGUGAUUCUUGCGUGUGUAUCAAUUUUAAAAUGAUAAUAUUUUCUUUGCAAUCUUUUUAUUGAGGAGAAAUUAACAUUGAAUUCUGCUCAGAAUCGUAAUGCAGUGAGAGUGAUUAUUUUCGGUGAAAGUGGUGAAGGAUAUACAAUUUUGACAAAAUGAAGUUAUUUUGCUGGGGACUGUUUGUGUCAUUAGCCGUUAUAAUAGGAAUGGUGAACCCAACAUGCGUGCUAGAAUCAGACUUUGGGUUCAAAAUAAACUGCGCUUUCAAAAAGUCUGGCCUGUUCAGGGUGCGAAAUCUCGGAGGGCUCAAAGCACACGCUAGUUUAGGGUUCAGUUUAGGAGACGAGCUUGGCUUCGAGCAGUCGCUCACAAACUUGGACCCCAGUCGGAGGCGGUCAGUAAAUGUCAGGAAUGGCGCGCCUCCCAACCUUGUGGGCUCCACCACGCGACCGGCUGCUAAGCAGGAGAAACGUGGCAAACAGAACAGGAUAAUGAUGCGACCGAUGGCGCCAUCACCUUCACGGCCCAACCACGCUGCCAUGGACAAACUCAGCACUCUACACCGAAGAAUAGCUACAACCAUGCAGCCCAUAGUCGUUCCCUCCAUGGAAACACCAAGCGCGCCUCCAAAAACCACACAAGGCCUAACCAUGGCGAAACCCAUACCCAUGGGAGUGCCGGCAUUCAAACCACUUCCACCUAAAGAAGAUACGUUAAAAGUCGUCCCGAUAUCUUCGACAAAGAACACUCAAAUACCGCAAGCCAAAGGACCGGGCCUCGCCUACCAAAGUGAGAACUACCCACAGUCACACAACCAAGUGUCCAAAAUGGUGUCGCAAAUGACAGCUUUUCAGUACUCACAACCUCCACUACUCAGAAUCACACCAACUCCCAUCAUAGUCCAAACUAACACUCCACAAUUAUAUCCACUACCAACUACAGUAAAUCCAUUCAUACCGAUGCCUGUAGCCGCCCCGCCUACUCAAGCUUUAACUAUAAUACCCGCACCAUCUUUAAAAUACUCUCAGCCUCAUAUCCGUCCCUUGUACAAUACCGUUUCAGUCCAAUCUCCCGUUUCUAACUUUGUAGAUUCUGGUGCUCAGCAAGCUCAAGAGUUAGCCAACUACGCGUACAAUACGAAGAAAGUCGACGAAUAUAACACGAUUACAGGAUACGGAGACGAUACUGCGCUAAAAUUCGAUAAAGAAGACAUUAAUGCGAAAAUCGUUGCGAUUGCAAAUGCUGGGAAUAUUUCUAUGGAUGCCGUGGAAGCAGCUAUAUCUUUACGCCAACAGCAACUGUUAAGUAAAUACGCCAAUAUGCCGAUGCCUACGACUUCUACUACAACUACAACGACGACGACUACUACAGAGUUGCCGAUAGUGUUCCAGCCGCAACCGGAGCCGGAAAUCUUGGUCGCCACUCCUCAGAAGCCGAAAAGGAACCCAACAGUGGGCAAAGUAAUGAAUGCCCCCCGUGAAUACUACCCGGUUGGAUACGAGAAGAACUUCGACGACCACUUCCAGUCCAAAGUCGAUCUUCCCGACACUGACUUCCAUUGUGGAGACCAGAAAUACUUCCCUGGAUUGUAUGGAGACGAGACUCUGGGAUGUAUGGUAUUCCACGUGUGCGCUUUAACUGACGACGGCCUAGUAAUGAAGUCUUUCCUUUGUCCGGAAUCCACACUGUUCGACCAAACAAUCCUGAAAUGCAACUGGUGGUUCUACGUCGACUGCAAGAGUACGAGACGUUUGUACGACACUAAUAUACCUGUGUCUAAGAGUUACCAGCUAAUGAAGGCGCUAACUUUCUUCUCGUCGUAUAAGAAGGAUGUGCAGGACGACGGAAGUCAACCCACCAAUCCUGAAGAUGUAGAAGGAAUCAAAGAGGCUAUUUCAAUAUUGGAAAAUCAGGAACAAAACCCUAACUCCGCUCAAGUCAACGGACAAAAUAAUAUUCAAAUUAUCACACCGCAACCGAUCCUAGACGAACGAAACAAUCACAAAAUUACUUCUACUGAGAAUUCCCCUGUUUAUAGAGCGACAAGACACUAUAGUACUACUAAUAGCACUAGAAGAAGCUCAUCCAAAAACAAAUCUAUUGAAUCUAGUUCUGAAUCAAAGCAAGAUAUAACUGCUUCAAGAGAGAACAGAACGAACUCCUCUGAAUCAGAAAGGAAAUACAGAAGAAGAAUGACUCUCAAGAAUACACCAGUAACUACAAAUCUGCCAGUAACAACAAAUCCUCCAGUAACAACAACAACUACAACUACGACUACACAGAAGCCUGUACAAUCAAGCACUGCUUCAGUAGAAAUUAUCAAGCAAGAGAUACAACCGAUAGAAUUUUUCGACAUUGCAAAUGUUCAAAAACAAAAACUCAUAGAAGAAUUAAAAGACUUGCAUAAAAUUGACGACUCUUUACUCUCAGUAGCAGAGAACGCAGCGCCAGUGAGAAGGUUUUACAGAUCCAGCGCAGAAAAGAACAGCAAAGAAGUGACUUUUGUAAAUAAUGAAAAAGUGCAAAUAGUUAGGCCAACGUCUUCGGCUAAACUAGUUGGAGAUUUCCAAACUCCGACGGCUGUUAUAGCAAAAUUAGACGAAGCGAUUGUAGGAAGGCCUUACUCUAGAUCUAAGAAAGCAGCAGUCACAAUAGUCACACCCGUAAACCAUGAACCCUACAGAAUCCCUAAAGACCAAACAUAAUUAAGUAGCCCAAGAAAAGUCUAUUAGUCAAUAAUUAAAUUUAAGUGUCAUAUAAAACCUCUUGUUAACUUAUUUAUUCUUAACAAAUACGCAAAGCGUUACUGUGUUGCGUGUUUACGUGUACGCUCAAUGUUUUUAUAUUACGUUUAGUUCUAGUGGAAUCAGUCAAGUGAUAUUACGGUGUAUGUUUUAGAUGUAUAGAAAUAAAACUCGUUUCCUAAAUAAUGAUUUUUAC
Messenger RNA from Chilo suppressalis (striped riceborer), 3232 nucleotides. The record is from the annotation of a GenBank genome assembly. NCBI's taxonomy places the organism in Eukaryota, Metazoa, Arthropoda, Insecta, Lepidoptera, Crambidae.